UGCUGAGGGUGGUUCUAAUCUUGGUUUGAGGGUUGAUGAGGCGUGGCGGCGACACGAGGAACAACCGCCGUGGGAAAUGACAUGUAUAUUCAUCGUUUGGUCCUCUGAUUUCUCCAUCUUAUUUGGAUCCAGACAAAGCUCACUCUUGCCGGCAGGAAGGUGUCCUGUUUACUUCAUGAUGGUGGACGUGCUAUGUAUUGUUUAUUUAACUUUCUGUUUGGUUUGUCAUUUAUUCCUUUUUUGUUCUUUUACACUUACGUCGAUGGCAUGUCUCUUGAUUUGCCUCCGAUUUUAUGAUAUCCUUGACAAGAAGCUAAAUGAAGAGGGCCUAAAGCUAAGAGAGGGACAAGGAAUUAAGAGAAAGAGAAGGCUCGGCACCACUAUUUGCAUGUCAAAUCUGAAGUGGGGAGCUGCAUCAAGUAUCUGGAGAAGAAAGAGGAGCAUACCUACAGUAAUACAAUGCCCAGUCUUCUAUAUUAGGCAGCAAAUGGUUCUGAUGCAGAAAUACCCACAUUUGAACCCUGAGGCUGAGAUGAUCACUUUGUCAUUAGUUAGGAUCCAAACCAAUUGUUUAUAUUGUUCAUGUUCAUCUUUUAUAUACACAGUUACUUUCUACUAAUUUUACUUCAAAUUAAUUGCAGUUUAUUCAAAUUAGAUGGGCCAAUAAAUAUUAAAAACUAAGUUCAGAACUCUCAUUCCAAAUGGUGAGUGAGUGAAGGACCAGAAGCUUUCCCAGUCACUAAAUGUUCUUCUGUUAACAUCUACCAGUAUAUUGUGCUAAAGGCCAACAAAAGAAACUAAAC
Triticum dicoccoides is the source of this 803-nucleotide messenger RNA. RefSeq lists its product as uncharacterized. The record is from RefSeq and is a predicted model, not a curated record. Lineage: Eukaryota; Viridiplantae; Streptophyta; Magnoliopsida; Poales; Poaceae. The transcript is spliced from 4 exons. Bases 77 to 619 code for a protein of 180 amino acids.